AUGUCAAUGGCCGACGCCGAUUUUGUUGCGUGGGUAAAUAAAUAGUCUCAAAGAAGUUAUACUAUUAGUCUCCGUUUAUUUUUGCAGAUUUUGAUUCUAUUAGUAUUUUAGCGAAAAUAGUGUAAUAUUCUAUCUGUGAAGUUUUGAAACCAUUUAAAAGAGAAUGUUGGGUUCUGGCGACAACAGCUUCAUCGUAAAAUUACGUGGUUUGCCUUUCUCCACAAGAGUGGAAGAUGUCCUCGAUUUCCUAACCAAUGUUAAUGUCUUGAAUGGAAAAUCAGGUGUUCAUUUAACAGAAGUUCGUCCAGGUAGACCAUCAGGGGAGUGUUUUGUCGAGGUGGAGAGCCAGCAAGAUGUAGAUGAAGCACUUAAGAAGGAUAAGGAGAAUAUGGGCAAGAGAUACAUUGAAGUUUUUUCAACUGAUCGCCAAGACAUGGAAUGGGCUUUGAAUGCAAUGCGUCAGAGUGAGAACGGCUUUGAUAGCCUUCCAACUGUAACAGAUGAUGCGGGGAUUGUCAAACUGAGAGGCUUGCCCUUUGGCUGUUCCAAGGAGGAAAUCGUACAGUUCUUUGAUGGGCUGAGCGUCGGACCCGAUGGUGUUCACUUGCUCUCGGACCACACGGGGCGGGCAUCGGGAGAGGCGUUCGUUCACUUCGUUGAGAAGGGGCACGCACAGGAGGCUCUCAACAGGGACAGGGAGAAAAUAGGACACAGGUACAUAGAGGUGUUCCUGAGUAACGCGGACGAAGUGCGAUCGUACGGCUCGCGGAUGGAGGGCGGCGGGUUCAGGUCCAACCGUGGCUCCUACAGGCCUACGCCCUACGACAGAAACGAUCGGUUCCCAGGACGAUUUAACAGGGGACGAGGAUCUUUCGGCAGAGGCGGCGGGCUGGGGCGCGGGGGCGGCGGGGGCGGGGCGCGGGGGGCGCGCGGCGCGCACUGCGUGCACAUGCGCGGGCUGCCCUUCAAGGCCUCGCCGCAGGACGUCGCAUACUUCUUCAAACCAAUCCGGCCCGCGAACAUAAAUAUACUAUACGACAACAGUGGCCGGCCGUCGGGUGAAGCCGACGUCGAAUUCGAGUGCCACGAAGACGCCAUGAGGCGUAAGAGAAUAGCAUCCUUCAUGUCCAGAGUCGACAGGUCUGAUAAUGCUGUGGUAAAGGCUCUAGCCGAAAGACUUGUGCAAACUGCGAUGCGCCGCGACAAAAACCACAUGGACCAUCGCUACAUCGAACUGUUCCUGAACUCGUCGCCGGGCGGCGGCGGAUUCAAACCCAAUCGCAACUUCCGCUCAUACUACUGAUGAUAGCACAUCUCGUAUUAUACGCAAUAUCCAUAAAUAUAUACACUGUGUAAAUAAAUAGAAUAUAUUUUCCUUUACUUUUCUUAUUUAAUAAAAUACAAGCAAUGAG
Molecule: messenger RNA, 1412 nt
Organism: Diatraea saccharalis (sugarcane borer)
Lineage: Eukaryota; Metazoa; Arthropoda; Insecta; Lepidoptera; Crambidae
Source: the annotation of a GenBank genome assembly